This is a messenger RNA of Linum tenue, 1068 nucleotides long. The record is from the annotation of a GenBank genome assembly. Lineage: Eukaryota; Viridiplantae; Streptophyta; Magnoliopsida; Malpighiales; Linaceae.
CAGAUCAGCCCUAAAACCCUAAUCAACUUCUCUCCACUCUAGCGGCGGUAAGCUUCCUUCUCCGAUCUCCACCCUCCUUCGUCCCUCUGUCUCUUCAUUUCCUACGGUAACCGGAGCAGGAACUAAAAUGGCGACAGUUCCAGGCCAAUUGAUCUGGGAGAUCGUGAAGAGGAACAACUGUUUCCUCGUGAAGGAGUUCGGCCGUGGCAACGCCGGCGUUAGGUUCAGCAAGGAGACCAACAAUCUCUACAACCUCAACUCCUACAAGUACUCUGGUUUGGCAAACAAGAAGACCGUUUCCAUUCAGCCUGAAGGCAAGGAUGUGGCGGUUGUGCUGACAACCACAAAGACCAAGAGGCAGAACAAGCCUGCCAAUUUGAAGCACAAGUCGGUCAUGAGGAAGGAGUUCAGCUCCAUGGCUAAGGCUGUUACCAAUCAGGUUGCAGAUAACUUCUACCGCCCGGAUCUGAAGAAGGCUGCCCUCUCUAGGCUCAGUGCCAUCCACAGGAGCCUUAGGGUUGCGAAAUCCGGUGUCAAGAAGAGAACCAGGCAGGCUUCUAAGAUCUCUGCGAGAAAGUGAAUUUGAAUGCUCUAGAGUGCUCUUUUCGUUUCAGUACUAUCAAGAGUUUCCAGAUUAGUCAAAUACUAGUUUGCAAAAUUUUGGUUUAUCAGAUAUUUGCCUACCUCGUUUGUUGUCUUUGUACUGGAUAUGGUCGAAGAAAAAACUUGGAUUUGUGAGACAUGUUAUGCCUUUAGAUAUGCACAAGAUUCAUGUUUCUAGUUUUUAAUUGCUAUGAGAUUGUUGUUGUUGAUUCUCCAUGAUCGCGGUUUUCCCAGUUCCCCAAUUUUGGUGUUGUAAAGGAGGUUACCCGUUUUUCUAUUUUCAUAGUUCGUGUAAGUCGAUGUGUAUUUGUCAAAGCACAUUGAAAAUUGGUCUGUGAACAAACACGCUCUAUAUAGAGAGAACAGAUGGCGGAAAGUUUUGCUGCUACGCGUGUAAUUUCAUUUGGGGACAAACACUCUGCUAUUCAACGUGUGGUUAUUGUGAUAAGUUGUAAUUCGGACCUG